AUGGGGGGCGUCACCAGGUGGAUUUGGCACCACCGCAACUAUGUGAUCACUUUGACGGUUCCUCUGAUGUUCCUCCCGCUGCCAAUUAUCUGCCCCACCUCGGAGGCGCGAUGCGGUUACACUCUCCUGGUGAUGGUGCUGUACUGGUGUACUGAGUGUUUACCAAUGGCAGUGACUGGCAUGUUGCCGGUGGUCCUGUUCCCCAUGAUGGGCAUCAUGCAGGCGGAACAGGACUUUGACAUCUAUAACUUGAACGGCAGUCCAGAAGAGGACUCCACAGCGGAAGCUGAGAGCAACUUUGAACGUCUGUCCAAAGGCAUCAGUCUAAGCGUUUGCUACUCAUCCACCAUCGGCGGGAUGACCACGCUGACGGGCACCACGGCCAACCUCAUUCUCAAAAGACACGUUGACAAACUCUUUCCUGGGAGCAACGGAAUCAUCAACUUCGCCAGCUGGUUUGGCUUCGCCUUCCCAAUCAUGAUCCUCAUGCUGCCGCUCUCUUGGCUCUGGCUGCAGUUCAUGUUCAUCGGGAUUAACUUCCGCCGGACAUUUAGCUGCGGCUCCUCGAACAGUCGUGAACGUGAGGCGUACGCCGUUAUAAAGGAGGAGUACAGAAAGUUGGGGAGCAUGAAGUUCGCCGAAGUGGCGGUUCUCUGUGUAUUUGUCCUGCUAGUGGUUCUUUGGUUCACACGAGACCCGGGAUUCAUUGGAGGAUGGGCUACUGUUCUCUUCAACAAGAACGGCCCCUUCGUAUCAGAUGGAACGGUCGCGAUCUUCAUGUCCUUGCUGUUUUUCGUCAUUCCCUCACGGUUGCCGAGAUGCGGGGGCUAUGGUUGCGAUGAUUCCGGUGGAAGGUUGAAGACUCCCGGCACGCUGCUCACCUGGGAGAUAGUCCACCAGCACAUGCCCUGGGACCUUUUGUUUAUUUGUGGAGGGGGCUAUGCUCUCGCUACGGGAAGUGAGGUUUCAGGUUUAUCAACGUGGCUAGGUGAGAGUUUGACACCGUUGAAGAACAUCCCCGCUUUUGCUAUCUCGUUUUUGUUGAGUGCUCUGGUGGCGACGUUUACGGAGUGUUCCAGCAACGCGACCACCGUCACACUCUUCCUGCCCAUCCUUGCGUCCUUGGCCAUCAGCAUCAAGCUCCACCCUCUGUACGUGAUGCUUCCUUGCACUUUUGCCGCAUCGUUGGCCUUCAUGCUGCCCGUGGCCCAGCCUCCCAACGCCAUCACCUUCUCCUACGGGAACCUCAAAGUCAUGGACAUGGUCAAAGCCGGCUUCAUGCUGAACAUCAUCGGAAUCCUGAUCAUCAAUUUGGCCAUUAACACGUGGGGGUGCGUCAUGUUUGACAUGGACACCUUUCCAACCUGGGCCAAUGUCUCACAACCGUAA
Molecule: messenger RNA, 1389 nt
Organism: Nerophis lumbriciformis (worm pipefish)
Lineage: Eukaryota; Metazoa; Chordata; Actinopteri; Syngnathiformes; Syngnathidae
Source: RefSeq, a predicted model, not a curated record